AGUGAUGGAGCUUAGAAUUGCCUUAUACAGACAGGAAGAAAUAACAGCAGAAAUUCCAAAAAUCUAAGGCAAAGUUUAGGUAAUAAACAGGACAACCUGUACAGGCAAUCAAACUUUAACAUUAGAUAACAUGUUUGUGUACAGUUCCAUUACAUCAACGUGUAGCACUUAAAUUCUGCCCAUUUUCAUUACGGCUGCAUAAUCAUACAAAACUGUUUUCAGUUUUGUCUUGGCCAACAGCAUGAAUGCACAUGGUUUUGACAUCUCUGUCAUUUCUCAGCUUCUUGUCAACUUAGAAACAAAUUCACUGCUCAACGAGCAUUCUUUAGCAAUGUUGUCUUUAGCCAACAGAGGGCUCUUCAUCUCCAGUUUGAAAGCUGCUGUCCAGCUGCUGAACGCUUUUAUUUAUUCCUACGUGAGCAGAGACUCUGCACUUCUUCCAUAUAAACAGCAAAAAAAAAUACAACAGCAAGGACUUAUGACUUAACAUGGAGUAAUGCUAGCGAGGGUUUGAUUCACUUUACCACGGAAACAAGAGACCUGCAUCUUUUCAGAUUUUCCAACCGAAAUUUAUCAGAAAGCCUUUCAGUUCUUUGAGCUUCAAGCAGGAUAUCUACAACUUUAUCUCUGGAGAAAGAAGUAAAUGGUGUGGCCUUGUCCUAUGCACAAAGCUAAUCAGAAAUGGUACAUCAAGUCUGUGUGAGCAAAAGAAUGAAAAGCUUAUCAACAGUGGUUCUCUCUGAGCAGUGUUUUACAUUUUACCUUCCUGGUUGUCAAGCUACACUAAUUUCUGUUCUGUUGUAAUUCAAGAUGAUAAGUCUCAUCUGUCAAAAUAAAGACUAGGAAAAGGAGGAGAUAAUGUCCUCAGAGGAGCUAGUUCACUUCAAUAUUAGCAAACAUACUUUGAGUGCAAUAGCUCUUGUGGAAAGCCCAUGAGAAUUUUUUAUGGCUUUUUUCCUACAUGAUGCAAUGCAAAAAAAAAAAAAUUAGAAGUUUAUUAUUCAUGACAUAAAAAUAAAAAUCAGAGAACACAUAAUAAAAAAAUUAGUGCCUGCAAACACAGACUAAACAUUCAGCAAAGAAUAAGAUCAGCUUAUACACCAAAUAUGAGAUCUUUUGACUGCAAGCAAUUGAUAAAUGGAUAAGGGCUAUCUGUCAGUUUAGUACUAUUAAAACUGUAUUCAAAGCAAAGAAAAUUCAAAGAAACAGACCACAUGUAGCUAAUGUGAAAUGAUUUGUACUGCUGAUUUAUGGAUGUUUAAGACUCUUUUUACCAGCAUUAUUGGUUAUCAGCAUCAAUACAGUAUGUGAAAGAAAUGAACUGAAUACAAGUCUUUUACUUGGAGCAACUUUAUUUUACAGAAUAUGAAAGCAACAGUGAAUUACAAGUGGAAAAUAACUAUACAUUUUUCUGAGAGGAAAUUGACGUUCUACACUGGCAGGUCUUGCCAUUUAGGUUUCUGCCUUCUCCUGUCUUAUCAUCCAGUAAAAUGGGUCAUAAGGAAGUUAGUUACCUGUACACCCUAAAUCAUAGCCCAAUGGCAGACCAUAGUACAACUGUGAGGUCUGUCCUACUCAACAGAAAUCACUUAGAUUCACCAGAGUGUGUAAAGCAGACGCAUCAGCGAAAAAGCAAAUCUCAGCAAGUCCGAUUUAAAGAGGAGAGCACAAAUAAAAAGAAAACUAAUUUGGCUAGUUUGGACGCCAAGUCUAGUAAAAAUACACCAGUGGUGAAUGGAAAGGUACAAAUGCCAAGACACCACAACCCUCUUCAAAAAUCACAUAAAGGACUGAAGAACAUUGCUAUUCAAACAUCACCAAGCUUAAGAAAACACUUUCCUAUUUUUAAAAGGAAAAAACAAAACACAAGCAAAUCUGUCAUGGUUUCAGUGGACUCAGCCUGCUCUACAAAACUGAAUGGUAUUAUUCAUGAAAAAGAUAACACUUCCACUGAUGUUUCACAUUUAACAUUAAUUGAACACAUGCAAGACAGAACACAGGAAACCAAUAUAGUCAAUCAAAUAUUAACAAAAACUAGCAAAACCCAAAGCAAUGGACCUGUGAUACAUUGUUCUGAGUCAAAAGUGAAACGAGCACAUGAAAAUUCAUUGAAUUUAAACAAAGUACCUAAAUGCAAUCAUCGUACUUAUGCACAGGAGUCUAAAGACUUUACGCAUAUAGCAAGCACUUGUGAAACAUCAUAUAUAGUACAACACUCUUCCAGGUUAGUAAGUCGUUCACAAGAACACUGUACUCAGUGCUCACACACUCCUAGCAAAAACAAUGAAACUAAUAGUUCUCACAUCACUCAUAAAACAGACAUGAGUAAUUCAAAACACUUAAGGUCGACUGAGUACUGUAAUAUAAAAGAUACUUCUACUGACACACAUCAGUUAGGUCACAGUUCAUCAGAGUGUAAAAACAUUGACUCUGAUGAUCGGCCAAUGUCUGAAGUCCAUUCAGACUCUGCAAUGGAGACAAAUAAUAGUCAAGCAGCUGUAACACAGACAGGCAAUGAGGAAUGCAACAGUGUAAAUACCAACCAAAAUGAGGUUCAACAAGGUUCUUCUCAAGCUGACUGUUUGCAAACCAAAAAACGUUUGGAGGCACUUCACCUGCAUACUUAUUUUCCACGGAAAGAACGAAGACUACAAACCAGUAACAAGACCCAAGAAAUUAAUCAGAUCCAUAUAGGACAAGGGGAACUUUGUGAGUUGCAGAGAAGGCUAAAAUUCAUUGAAGAUUCUUUGCAGUCAAAUCAGGAAAAGAUUAAAGUCCUUCUGAAUGUAAUUCAUGACAUGGAAAAGGCCAAGGCCCUCAGUGAUGGGCGGAAUUUCUAUCGAACUGGUCAGGACCUCAAUAACUGCAGUACUUGCCAAAGCACUGCAUGCAUCAUUUACAGUGUAGAAUAUGACUUCAGACAACAAGAAGGAAGAUUUCAUCAGGUCCUCAGAAACUUAGAGUGUGAGAAUAAAAGUGCUGAAGUAGAACAGCCAAUAAGAGUGGAACAUUGUACCCAGACAUCUAGCACACAGACUUCAAGAAGGAAACAUAAAAAGAUCAAGAGGAAAUGUUUCUGGUGGCUCUGAACUUCCAUUCACCUGUAAUAUUUCCAGGAAAUGUUUAAUAGCAUAUGAUAGGCGUAUAACUGAAACAUCUUAUAAUCAUACUAAAAGAACUGCAAAUGCCAUGUAAAUUCUGACAGAAAUUAUAUAUGUUAGUGACAAAUGAAGAUUUAUCAUGCUUCAUGUUUCAAAUUUUAAGUGUUUAAGAGCAAUUGUUUAAUAAGAUUGCAGAUAAUGUAUAUAUAUGUAUGUAUGCAUACUGAAACUUAGAUUAUAUAUAUUUUGUAUCUGUAGAUAAACGUGUAUAAAAUGUCAUGUAAUAUUUUGUUAUAAUGUAUAUACAGUGUACAAAAAUAUUACACAAUAUAAUAAAAGCACAGUGCAGUGUAA
Protopterus annectens (West African lungfish) is the source of this 3455-nucleotide messenger RNA. It is a transcript of the gene INSYN2B, whose product is annotated as inhibitory synaptic factor family member 2B. Bases 1491 to 3089 code for a protein of 532 amino acids. The record is from RefSeq and is a predicted model, not a curated record. Gene Ontology annotation, biological process: inhibitory postsynaptic potential. The transcript has 4 exons. Gene Ontology annotation, cellular component: postsynaptic density. Lineage: Eukaryota; Metazoa; Chordata; Ceratodontiformes; Protopteridae.